Dendronephthya gigantea is the source of this 954-nucleotide messenger RNA. RefSeq lists its product as uncharacterized. The coding region runs from base 1 to 954 and encodes 317 amino acids. Lineage: Eukaryota; Metazoa; Cnidaria; Anthozoa; Malacalcyonacea; Nephtheidae. The record is from RefSeq and is a predicted model, not a curated record. The transcript is spliced from 2 exons.
AUGAAUGAGCUACUAAGAAGAAGUUGUGGGGAGAUAAAAAGUAAAUGUUGCAAGCUUAAGGGCCGUUACAAACCUGAGUAUCUUAGCACAAUUAAACGUAUAUCAGUUUUCCGCGAUGGGUUAUUUAACGUGGCUGAGGUACAAAAAUUGAUACAGUCAGUAUCAGAGGAAAAUGAAAGACUGGAAGAGAAUGGGAGGGAGUUGCAGGCUGAAAUUGGAACAUUAAAAGAGAGCAAGAUAGCAGCUGAUAAAGCAUUAAGUACUAAACAAGAAGAAUACAAAGCCAUCUUGAAUGAAAAUAAAAAACUUAAUGAUUACUUGGAAAAAGUUGGAAUUGUUGUCAAUUUUAAAAACGCAGGAAGAGAACUAUCAGAGCUUGGGAAAAAACAGCAAAACCGCAAACUUACUGAACUGAAGGCAAAUGUGAAAGAGAGUUUGUGGUUUGCAAACACCUUUGGUCUAACAUUGGAAUCUGCAGUUUUCAGUGAUAAAUAUGGGUCAAAUUACUCAUUGGCAUAUCAAACCUCUCCACAGAAUAAAAAGUACAAUGAACUCCCAGAAGUGGAAAAGAAAAAGAUAAAAGAAAUCCUUUUUAUUAUGGAUCACUUUUGUAUAGGCGAGGCUGCCUAUCAUGAAGUCACAAUGACCCAAGCUGGAGAGAAUUUACCACGGUCCUAUCUCAUCAAACAAUGCAAAGAAUCAUUGAAUGCACUCACAUGUAUUGAGAGGACACCUGGGGUAUGUGAAGGAGCACAGCUCAACUUCCAUGAUGCUCUCUGCAGUGAAAUCCAAAAACAUAUGGAAAAUUGCAGACUGAAUGGCUUGGAUGUUCCAGCAAAGUAUAAGAUCAAGCUGAGUGGUGAUGGUGCAAAAAUGACGCGAAAUACUGGGUUUAUUGUGAUUUCUUUCUCAAUUUUGAAUGAUGGAGAUGCUGUGCUAGCAUCAAGAGGUUAG